AUGAAGAAUACAGUUGAUGAUUUUAUAGGAACAAUAGAAUCUGAUGAGGAUAUUGAUCAGCCAGAGGAAUUAGAGGAACCCACUCAACAAAAUUUAUCAAAGAAGGAUCAAAUACAAAGGAGGAGGAAUAAAGAAAUCAUUAAUGAUAAGCCUAGUAAUUCACAAGCAAGGGAUUUGGAAUUGGAUUUUGAUUUUGAAAAUAUAAACACUCACCUGAAUUUAUCCAAUAACAAUCAACAAGAUCAAGUCAAUCCUAUUGAUUCUAUCAUUAACAAGAAAAUUGAUUCUUUGGAUGAAAAUAUUCACUCAAAGAGACAGGCGGUGAUGGAUGACGGUGAUGGUAAUUCAGAUCGCUCUGAUUCUGAUUCUGAUAAUGACAAUGACUUGGAUGAUGAUCUUGACCAGGAUGAUCACAAUGAUAUCAGUGAUAGUCAUAGCGACAACGACAACGACGAUGACUCAGACACCCACUCAGUAUCAUCCGCUUCCUCUUCCUCCUCCUCCUCCGCUCAAAAGAAAGACUACUUCGCUACACCAGCCGCCACCCCCAAAAACUCUAAAAAUACUUUCUCAUCACUCGCACUCUCCCGCCCUAUCCUCAAAGCCAUCAGCUCCCUCGGCUUCACCCAACCAACCCCCAUUCAAAAAUCUGUUCUUCCCGUUGCUCUAGCCGGAAAAGACAUAGUCGGUCAAGCCGUCACCGGUAGUGGUAAAACUGCCGCCUUCAUUCUGCCCAUCCUCGAGCGCUUAAUGUACAGACCUAAAUCUUCAUCGAAGUCAGGUGAAACCAGGGUCCUCAUAUUAUGUCCAACACGUGAAUUGGCCUCUCAGUGUUUCCAAGUCGCUCAAUCCCUUUCCAAAUUUAUGGGUGACAUCUCCUUCGCUCUUGUCGUCGGUGGUCUCUCCCUCAAACUCCAAGAACAAGAGCUCAAACAAAGACCAGAUGUCGUCAUUGCUACCCCAGGUAGACUCAUUGACCACGUCCGCAACUCUCCCUCUUUCAAUCUCGACUCUCUCGACAUUCUCAUCAUGGACGAGGCUGACAGAAUGCUCGAAGAUGGUUUCAAAGAUGAAUUGGAUGAGAUUGUCAAGGAGUGUCCAACCAAUCGCCAAACGAUGCUUUUCUCAGCCACCAUGACUGAUAAAGUCGAUGAGCUUGUGAGGCUAUCCCUUGACAAACCCGCUCGUCUCUUCGUCGACCCCAAGAAGUCCACUGCUAAGGGUCUUACGCAAGAGUUUGUGCGUGUUAAAUCAAACACCAAGAACGAUCUCACUGAGCGCACUGCCACUCUGCUCGCGCUCUGUCGACGUACAUUCCGCCACCGCACCAUCAUUUUCUUCCGCAGCAAAGCACUCGCACACCGCAUGCGCAUUCUGUUCGGACUGAUGGAGAUGCGAGCCGACGAGCUACAUGGUGAUUUAUCACAAGAAGGCAGACUGAGCUCGCUCGACCGGUUCAAGAACGACAAAUCGGAUUUCCUGCUCGCGACCGACUUGGCCAGUAGGGGGUUAGAUAUUAAGGGGGUGGAGACGGUCAUCAAUUUCGAUCUGCCCAACCAGAUCGAGAUCUACUUGCACAGGGUCGGUAGAACCGCACGUGCCAAUCUCACAGGACGCUCCAUCUCGCUGAUUGGAGAAAGUGAUAGGAAGAUGCUGAAGUCCGUCGUGAAACGCUCCUCAGCACAGUCGAGCGAUAGCAUCAAACACCGUAUCGUGCCGCAGGAUAUUCUCCGUAGUGUCGCCGAGCUGGUCGCUGGACUCGACGGACAGAUUGACGAUGUACUCAAACUAGAGAAGGAGGAGCGCGCAAUGCGCGUCGCCGAGAUGGAACUCGUCAAGUCGAAGAACAUGAUCGAGCACCAAGAUGAAAUUAUGGCUAGACCCGCGCGUACGUGGUUCCAGACCGAGAAGGAGAAGCGCGAAAGCAAGGAUACGGGCAAAGAGGAGUACAAUAAGAAAUUCGAUCAACCCGAUCAAAUUACCCAGAAAACAGCUAAAACUCACGACUCGCUCGGUCGUAAACUCACCUCCUCCUCCGGUCUCAGCAGACGUGAUCGCCGCAAGAAGGAAAUGAAAGAGGAGUACGAAGCGGAUAAAAAUAAGGGCUGGAAUGUAGACCACGCUGUGCGCUCAGCUAAGAAAUCAGCCAAGCCGCAGAAAAUGAGCGUUUUGGCAGAUACAUCCAAACCCAAAGAGAGUGCAGCGCCAUCCAAGAAACGUAAGAGUAGCGCAGGACCUUCGUUUACAGAAGAUAAAUCAGUCAAACCACCAAAGAAAAAUGAAGGCGAACGCGCUAAACCUGGCGCUGCUGUCGGUCGUUCAAACAAAAAAGCUCGUACUAAAGGUCCUAAGAAAGGCAGCAAGUAG
This is a messenger RNA of Wallemia ichthyophaga EXF-994, 2367 nucleotides long. RefSeq names its product ATP-dependent RNA helicase DRS1. The transcript is spliced from 2 exons. The record is from RefSeq and is a predicted model, not a curated record. Gene Ontology annotation, molecular function: RNA helicase activity; nucleic acid binding; ATP binding. The coding region runs from base 1 to 2367 and encodes 788 amino acids. Lineage: Eukaryota; Fungi; Basidiomycota; Wallemiomycetes; Wallemiales; Wallemiaceae.